This is a messenger RNA of Salvelinus fontinalis (brook trout), 4086 nucleotides long. RefSeq names its product ankyrin repeat domain-containing protein 33B-like. Lineage: Eukaryota; Metazoa; Chordata; Actinopteri; Salmoniformes; Salmonidae. The record is from RefSeq and is a predicted model, not a curated record. Bases 654 to 2243 code for a protein of 529 amino acids. The transcript is spliced from 6 exons. Gene Ontology annotation, molecular function: protein binding.
AUGAGGGGAAGGGAGGGAUGGGGAGAGCGAAGCAAGGAAAAGAGAGAGAGAGAGGGAGCGGAGGGGGGGUAGUACACUACGAAACUAAUCGGAUUAUGGGAAAGUUUAGCGUGUGCCUGUUUCUCUAUUCUACAUUGGUUUGGUAUGUGUGGUACUUUUAAUUUCUGUACUGCCUGUCUGUUUUCUGCCCGAAAUGAGGACCGGAAUUUUUUCUCAUCUCGAUCAUGACAUUACAAAUCGGUGGAACUCUCUCGGUUUGAUUUGCUUAGGAAAGAAGGAUUUUUAACUUUUGAAUUAAAAUUAAAAUAAAACAACAAUAAUCGUCUAAUUUCGAAUGCGGACUACAAACCCGUGUUGCCUAGGUUGAUAUUCCAGAGAGAGAGCAGAAAAAUGGUUUGAUGUUUAUUUCUCACGGAAUGCGGGAUGAUGGAGUUGAAUUAUUAACCGCGAAAUAUUCCCCAAAGGAGUCGGAGCGGCAGUUGGCCUGUUGGAUUACGUCAAAACUAUUUGCCAAACCUUCACUGUCAUUCCAUUUCCAGGCUCUUUACAAAGUUAAACUCAUAAUCCGCGUUGAUGUUGGCAAAAACAUCCAAGUGCGCCAGCCCACAUCCACCGUUCUUCCCCCCAAGGAGGACAGCCACCUAGGGGGUUAGAUGGUUCUGAUCACGGACGAGAGAGACGGAGGUGGCUCCUCUACUACGACCCGUGUCAACCAGCAGCAGCAGAGCACCAAAGGCGCCAGCGCUUUCGUCCAGGUCCACCCGACCAUAACCGCCGAACCGCCGUCAAACGACGACUCAUACCUCGGGUCCUGUGAGUCUGAGGGAGACGAGGACGAUGACUACGAGGAAUACGACGAUUUAUCGUUAUUACCGGACACCAAGAGUAUCGCCUCGGACGACUCAUUCUACCCACCGGACGAUGCGUUCGCGGACAACGAGCGGACCCCCUCUCCGCAGAGUCCCGAGCCGUUGUCGUUCUUCCAGGCGUGCUGCACCAACAAUGCCACGAUAGUCCGGAUCAUGAUCCGACAAGGUGUGAAGGAGGCGGAUGUGAGGGAGACGGAUAAAAACAACAGGACGGGGCUGAUGGUGGCGUGUUACCAGGGUUACGUUGACGUUGUCAUAGCGUUGGCUCAGUGUUGUCACCUGGAUGUCAACUGGCAGGACACUGAGGGGAAUACCGCCCUCAUCACAGCUGCACAGGCAGGUCACAUAAUGAUCAGUAACUACCUGUUGAACUACUUCCCUGGUCUGGACAUAGAGAGGAGGAACUGCCAUGGCUUCACUGCUUUGAUGAAGGCUGCUAUGCAAGGCAGGGUGGAGUGUGUACGAGCCCUGAUGCUAGCAGGAGCUGACAUGGAGGCAAGGGACUUUGGUCGUCAGCUGACCUCCAGAGAGUGGGCGUUUUUCACAGGACGCUACGACAGCGCCUGGGCCAUGACACGCCUCCACUCCAGACCCUGUCCUUAUCAACUGUGUGACGCAUACAGUCCAGAGUGGCCCCAGCUGGCGUCUCUAGUAUCUAAGGCCCGGGAGCCUCGAGGCUGUAUGCAGCGUAUAUCAGACACCAUACGAAACGCUCUGACAUUUGCCAACAUCACAGAGCCUCACGACGAAGGAGUAUUAGAUCACCUAGUCACCCUGACAACAGCACUGGGGAGCCCCUUCGUGGCAAUGGCUUGUUCCACAGUGUGUCCAGCAAGCCCACCCUGCGUGGGUAAACGUCGCUACUCUGUCCCAGAGAUCCUCCGACGCCAACGGGCCAAAGAACUGAAAACCCAGAACCCUGAGAGGCUCGACAACCACAGCAAACUCUUCCAGAACUCACAGGUCACUCUGGUGCCCAAAUCUCCAAAGGACCGGCGAACCAUCCUGCUGCCGUCGAACAAAAACCCCACCACGACUAACCCUACCCUCGGUAAGGUGUCUGGGGCUGGGGCCUCUUCCUCCAUGGCCCUGAGAAAGACUAGCCUGCUGCCUCUGGGUAUGGUGAAGUGUAGCAGUGUGCGGCCGGGGAUGUCCAUUCCCAAGGUGAGAAUCUCUAAGGCCCCAACGCCGACCUUUGAACCUGAGAGGGUCCACAGGAAGAGCAGUUUUAAAGACGGAGGGGGCGACUUCCUGCAGCUUCCCAAGUGGAGGUAUAAAGAACUGAAGGAGGAGAGGAAGAGAGCGGAGGAGGCGGAGAGGAGGAGAGUGGAGGCGGCCACGAGGCGGCACCUGGGUUCCAGGAAGAGGAAAUGACAUCGUAGGAGGAAGUGAUGUCACUCCACCCUGUCCUCCACUGUUGCCUAGGUUGCAGUUCAGGGUUUUUUAUUUUGCUUUUUGAGGGAGUAAAAGUGACAGUGCUUUAUUUUCUAAUGCAUUUGAUUCACAAAAUCAGCAGUAUUUUUAUAGUGUGAUUUCUGUAUUACCUGACACUUACCCAGGCUACAAACCCAUAUGAUCUGACCGUGUACAGAUCAUGUUUCACUAAUAUAUCUGACACAUCACACGUUGAAACUUUAUUGCCUAAAAUGAUGAUACUAUACGCUUCGGGAAGGGUUAGAAUGGGACAAAUAUAAAGGGUUAAAAUAUUGCGUAGCCUAUAAAACCUUUGAGUAAGCCUACCAGCAUGUCAAACUGACUUAUCCUCAAAGAUAAACAUAAGAUAAGCAUUAUUUUGUAACCAAUGGCAUUUGACUGACAUUUUUAGAUAGGAAUUGUGCUUUGAUAUGUUGAAAUGACUUUAUAUUGGCUUUUUGAAAGCUUUGCUAAUUCUGUGAAUGUAUUUUGCAUAUAGAUUGUACCUCAUCAGGUAUUUUUUUAUUAUGAGUAUACUAUAUAUAAACUGUUUUUAUUUUCUAAUAAAGUAGGCAUAUUUUGAGGAUGUGAAUAAAAAAGAAAUGUCUUAGAGCAAUAUUAUGUAUCAAAUGGGGGAAAACUAAAACUAUAUCCUGAAAUGUUUACAUGUUAUGAAUGAGAUCAAAGUAUUGCUACUCUGACCUCAGAUCAACAUCUAGGAGCACCUUCAUCAUGUGCUUAUUACAAACACAGGUGUGCAUUCCGAUCAGACAGAAGCCAUAUUAUUGGUUGAGAAGUUGAACAGAAAAUAAAGGAUGAAAAUAAUAGCUGGGAGGUAGGAUCACAAAUGGCAACUGGAAAGUCUUGAUAUAAUAUAGUAUUAUUUUGGUAGGGAUUAAUAUAAUAUAGUAUUAUUAUGGUAGGGGUUGAAAUAAUAUAGUAUUAUUUUGGUAGGGAUUUAUAUAAUAUAGUAUUAUUUUGGUAGGUAUUUAUAUAAUAUAGUAUUAUUAUGGUAGGGAUUUAGAUAAUAUAGUAUUAUUAUGGUAGGGAUUGAUAUAAUAUUAUUAUGGUAGGGAUUGAUAUAAUAUUAUUAUGGUAGGGAUUGAAGAGAACAAUCUAGAAGAAAAAGAAACACACACCUAUUUAGGCGAGGUGCUGGCUAGCGGAGUAGAAAACGUAAAAAUAAAGGAGAGCCGCACACUCUAGGAGCUCAGAUGCAAAAGUAUUUAAUUUACCAACGUUUCGACAGGCAAGCUGUCUUCUAAAUAUUUUUGCAUCUGAGCUCCUAGAGUGUGCGGCUCUCCUUUAUUUUUAGGGAUUGAAGAGAAGACAAUUUCACAGUGAUAACCCCAAAGACAGGACUGGCUUUAAGUGCCAUAUUUUAGGUGCGUCUAACAGCCAAUGUGAUACGUUGCUAUGGAGUUACUAGGAAGCAGUGGUUGGCCCCAAAAAUAAUUGAUGUAAACAAAUGGAGCAGGCUAGGCAGCAGGAGCGUAACACUAGAAUGCUUUCCCAGACAUAUCACAAAGACUCCAGGUGAAUCCUGUGUCUGCCCUGGUCCCCCUUUAAAAGGAAUGGACAAAAACUCUCUACACUCUCUGCUUAUACGAGUCCAAUUUUUAAAAAGUCUUUAGUGAACACGUGAACACUUCUCUCAGGAAGCCACGCUAUGGAUUUACGAAACAGAUUCACAAGAUUUUGUUUGUUUGAGUGGUAAUGGAACUACAAUGGGACCAGCGAUAUCUAGUCCGUGUACUCUACAAUAUUCUGGUUUAUGCUGAAUAAAAACACAACUGGAAUGCAA